AUGGACGAAAUGGAUAUUGACAGCGCCCCAGGCGGGACCAAAAGAAAGGCGGAGGAUGAAAUCGAGGCUCCGAAGCCAGCACAGAGGAUCAGGGCUCUUGAUCCCGAUGUUGUGAACAAGAUUGCAGCCGGGGAGAUUAUUGUUGCCCCUGUUCACGCGCUCAAAGAACUGGUUGAGAACGCUGUGGAUGCAGGCUCGACAUCGUUGGAAAUUCUUGUCAAAGACGGGGGUCUUAAGCUGCUUCAAAUCACCGACAACGGCAGUGGCAUUGAGAAAGAAGACUUGGAAAUUCUAUGCGUGAGGCAUACGACAUCCAAAAUCUCUACAUUUGAAGACCUGUCGUCCAUUGCUACAUAUGGGUUUCGCGGCGAGGCUUUGGCCAGCAUCAGCCAUAUUGCCCAUCUUGAAGUCACGACAAGAACCAAAGAAACACCUUACGCCUGGCGCGCCAACUAUCGAGACGGAAAGCCAGUUCCUGGGAAUGGCGAGAUAUCUGCGGAACCCAGAAUGGUUGCCGGCCGUCCGGGCACCCAAGUUACAGUGGAGGACUUGUUCUUCAAUGUGCCAACACGUCGAAGAGCGUUUCGAAAUUAUGCCGAUGAAUUCCACAAGAUCAUCGACAUGACAUGGCGCUAUGCAAUUCACUGCAAAGGUGUUGGUUUCAGUUGUAGGAAGUUUGGGGAAUUGCCUACAAUCUCCGUAAAAGCGGAACAAACAGUGGAAGAACGUAUCCGCUAUAUCUAUGGCGGCAGUCUCGCCAAUGAGAUGAUUGAAAUAUUUGUCUCUGACGAUCGAUGGGGAUUCUCGGCCAAUGGCUACGUCACAAAUGCCAAUCAUCACACCAAGAAGACAACGUUCAUCUUGUUCAUCAAUCACCGCUGUGUUGAAUCGUCAACCAUGAAAAAGGCGCUUGAGCAGAUAUAUACUAGCUUCUUGCCCAAGGGUGGUCGCCCUUUCAUCUACCUCAGCCUUGAAAUUGACCCAGCCCGAGUGGAUGUCAAUGUCCACCCUACCAAACGGGAGGUCCAUUUCCUCAAUGAAGAAGAGGUUAUCCAAGCUAUCUGCGAGACAGUCGAGUCGGAGCUCACUGCUGUGGAUGCGAGUCGGACAUUUCCGACACAGGCACUGUUUCCAGGAGCCAAACCAGUUGGGCCUUUGGACGAAGAUGAUGGCGAUGCCGCCCCCAAAUUCACGACACCGGCUCUUAAGAAGAUACGGCGAAAUUCAAAUGACCUUGUCCGAACGGACCAAUCUCAGGGCAAGAUUACAGCCAUGUUCUCGCCUGCCGGCCCCGCCGAUAAAGCAGACUCUCCUGCUAGAGCAUUGGAAGAUGAACCAUGGGCAGUCCCGGAACCGAUAGAAUACACGAAGGUAGACCGCGAGGAGAUGCACUGCCGGCUCGCAAGCAUCAAGGAGCUACGCCAUGAGGUUCGAGAGGAGAUCAACGAAGAGUUGACAGAGAUAAUCGCCUCUCACUCGUUUGUCGGUGUCGUCGACGAGAAGCGACGGCUUGUCGCUAUCCAGGCAGGCGUGAAACUAUAUCUGAUCGACUAUGGCCACGCCUGCUUUGAUUACUUUUACCAGAUUGGUUUGAGUGACUUUGGAAACUUUGGCCUGAUCAAGUUCAGUCCGCCUAUGGAUAUCAGAGAUCUUCUCCAGAUAGGAGCAGAAGCGGAGAAAGCGGCCUUAGGAAUACCCAAGGACGACAACAAUUUCGAUGUCAUCGUUUCAAGGGUAGCGAAUCGACUCAUAGAGUGGAGGGAGAUGCUCCAAGAGUAUUUUUCUCUCGAAAUCACUCCUACUGGAGAGUUGGUUUCCAUCCCUCUUCUUGUCAAGGGAUAUACCCCGUGUCUCGGAAGACUUCCCCGAUUUCUUCUUCGCCUCGGGCCCCAUGUCAACUGGCACGUUGAAAAGCUGUGCUUCCAAACGUUCCUCUCGGAGCUGGCGUCGUUUUAUGUCCCCGAAUCAUUGCCCACGUCACGCACGGGGGAGAUUGAAGAAACAGAGGGCUUGGAUCCAGUGGAGUUGGAGGAAGUGAUGGAUGCUGAGGCUAUUCAGGACGUGAGAGUGCGGAGACAGCACAUUCGAUGGAAUCUUGAGCAUGUCUUCUUCCCGGCCUUUAAAUCGCGGCUGGUUGCGACGGACGAUCUCAUGGAGAACGGCGUGUUAGAGGUGGCGAACUUGAAGGGGCUCUAUAAGGUGUUUGAGCGGUGUUAA
Messenger RNA from Trichoderma aggressivum f. europaeum, 2217 nucleotides. RefSeq lists its product as uncharacterized. NCBI's taxonomy places the organism in Eukaryota, Fungi, Ascomycota, Sordariomycetes, Hypocreales, Hypocreaceae. The transcript is spliced from 3 exons. Gene Ontology annotation, molecular function: ATP binding; ATP hydrolysis activity; mismatched DNA binding. The record is from RefSeq and is a predicted model, not a curated record. Gene Ontology annotation, cellular component: MutLalpha complex. Gene Ontology annotation, biological process: mismatch repair. Bases 1 to 2217 code for a protein of 738 amino acids.